Messenger RNA from Branchiostoma floridae (Florida lancelet), 2479 nucleotides. Its product is annotated as disintegrin and metalloproteinase domain-containing protein 10-like. Gene Ontology annotation, biological process: Notch signaling pathway; membrane protein ectodomain proteolysis. Lineage: Eukaryota; Metazoa; Chordata; Leptocardii; Amphioxiformes; Branchiostomatidae. Gene Ontology annotation, cellular component: plasma membrane. Gene Ontology annotation, molecular function: metalloendopeptidase activity. The record is from RefSeq and is a predicted model, not a curated record.
GUGAGCAGUUGAACCAGUUUGUGACACAUUUUGAGGGGUUACGGUACGACACGGACAGGUUACAUGCCAAACACCAGCGGGCAAGGAGAGCCGUUCUACCGGAGGAAAGCCGGGUCCAUCUGGCCUUCUUCGCUCAUGGAAGGGACUUCCAUCUCCAGAUGAGCAAAGACAACAGUAUGUUCAGCAGGGACUUUCAGCUGGAGACGACAGGCGGGAUCCAGCAGAUGGACCUGUCACAUAUCUACUCAGGACAUGUCGUUGGUGAUCCGAAAAGUGUUUGCCACGGCAGCAUCAUAGCCGGACGGUUUGAGGGGUUUGUCUACACGUCUGACGAUGAUUACUACAUCGAGCCUGCGGAACGUUACUUCAACAGUACACAGGACUUCCACUCGGUCAUGUACAAGGCUCAGGAUGUGAUAGACCCUGCUCCUCAUGGACACAAGGCCCGGUGUGGGGUACACGAAGACCAUGUUGUUAUUGAGCCACACGACCAAUCAGAAGAGGAUAAGGACGGCACUGAUUUGUUGCAUGAAAAGAAGAAGUACUCUCCGCCUCAUCAGAGACAUCGGCGUGCUCCUGGCGACAAAAACACGUGCCCUAUCUUCAUCAUGGCGGACCACAAGUUCUUCGAGAAGUACAGAACUUGGGAGGCGACCGUUGCCCAGAUAGCCGCUCACGUGAAGGCGGCUAACCUGAUCUACCGCCCGCUGGAGUUGGAUGGGAGGACGGGGUACGGUGUAACCGUCUCUAGACUAAAGAUCAACACUACUGAGGAUAAAGUCUACCCGGACAACCCAUUUCGGGAGGACUUCAUUGGCGCGGAGGCAUACUUAGACCACAUCUCCAACAUGAACCACAACGACUACUGCCUGGCUUAUGGCUUUACAGACAGGGACUUUGAAGGGACUCUAGGGAUAGCCUGGACAGGGGCCAUAUGUUCUAGCCAUCUGAGUUAUGCUGGGAUUUUCCAGUCACGGAACACGGGGCUAGUGACAGUACAGUUGUUCGGUAACCACAUCCCCACCAAGGUCUCACACAUCACCUUCGCACACGAAAUUGGACACAGCUGGGGGUCACCGCACGACCCGCCAAUGUGCACACCUGGUGGUUUUGACGGGAACUACAUCAUGUUUGCGCAAGCCACUUCAGGAGACCGCCCCAACAACAGCAAGAUGUCCCGCUGUAGCGUGGACAGGAUGUCACUUACUGUAGCUGCUAGAGCCUUCAGAUGCUUUGAAGUCGAACAAGCUACCCUGUGUGGUAAUGGUAUAGUUGAAGAAGGAGAGGAGUGUGACUGUGGCUUCCAGGAUGUCUGUGAUCGGAUUGGCGACAGGUGCUGUAACGGAGCGACCCCUGGCGUCAUUGGGGUAGGCUGCACUAGGAAACAAGGGGCCACUUGUAGUCCAAGUGAAGGACCGUGUUGCAACCCGGAGACUUGCUCGUAUCGCUCCGCGUCCGAGGUCUGCACGAAGGAGACCGAGUGCGCGCUGUCGGCAAGCUGUUCGGGUAUUUCCGCCGACUGUCCGAAGCCUGCGAACAAGUCUGGAUCGUGCGCAGAGGGCUCAAAUACAUGCGUGGGCGGUGAGUGUGUUGGUUCUAUCUGUGACCUAGAUAACAUGGAGAGUUGUCAGUGCACGUUAAAGGCAGACGGAAGUAACGUCAAGGAUCUCUGUCAGGUCUGCUGCCAACAGCCAGGACAACCAGGUUCCUGUAAGCCUUACACAGCAAGAACAAUCCUCAAACCCGUUGGCAGUCCGUGUGACAACAACAAGGGCUACUGCGACGCCUUGCGAAAAUGUCGCGAAGUGGACAUUGACGGUCCCCUGGCUAGGAUAAAACGGCUCUUGCUAACUGAUGAGGGGACGGAAUGGGUUAAGAACAAUUGGUGGGUCAUACUGCUGGGCAUUCUAGGUGUCAUAGGUGUCCUUGUUGGCGUGAUCUUUUGCUUGAAUGCCGUGGUCCCCAGUAGUAUUGAACAGGCACGGAAAAAGGCUAGAAUAGACAGCUUGAGUUUACAGCCAUCAUGAUGAUAACUUGGAUACAAUUAUGUUGCUAUUUGUAUUAUAUGCCUCUGGGUUAUAUGAUACUUGAAAUGUCAAUAAAACGCAGGGAUAAUUUAGUACAGAGGGUAUAAAAUAGCGACGUUUUUCAGGAGGAUGAAAUGGCAGGUCAUGGCAACCUUUUUAAUUGUGUUAACAUUAACUACAAAUGUUUUAUAUAUAUAUAUAUAAUUGCAUUUAAUCAACUACAUACAAAUUUUCGCUUCCGACCAAGAAUGGACAACAGGCAUAUAAGCAAGUAAUUAGAUAUGGGUGGAACAUUUUGUAUUUCUCUCGCUUUAAGCUCUGUUAAUGGUUGAUUAGUACUAGUUAGUACAUGUACAUAGUACGUAGUAAAGGUAUAUCGAGUAGCUUACUUGGGCGGUGCUAUAGGCGGUUAUGAAUAACGUUCUGAUAGUUUUAAUGUCAUUGGUUUUAUU